AUGGGAAACAAACUUUUUUGCAAUGAAAGUGGGGUGUGCCCUAAAGCGCAGGUGCAGCAUGGAGUUGAAAAUGAGCUCUUUGACGACACAUCUGCUUGUGAUUCAGCAGGCGCUGUUUUCACUGAGACUCUGGAGGAGCUGAAUGAGGUCGACCGGCUAUUGCUGUUGUUCUCAGCGAGUCGCAAUCUGGCUGGUGUUCGAUGGCUGAUUCGCCUGGGGGCCAAUCCCGACGCCUGCGAUACCAAUGGGACGACUUGCCUGCACACCGCCUGCCGAAGUGGAUCGGUGACCAUCGUCGCAGAAUUACUGGCGCAGAGAAAAUUGUCAAUUGAUGCUUGUGAUGCUGCUGGCUGGUCUGCUCUACACGUGGCCCUUUUCAUGGGAAGACGCCACAUUAGUGUGAUGCUUAUGCAGCAUGGUGCGAACCCAACCAUCUCCAACGGCCGUGGGCAGAGGGCUGUGGAGUUGAGCAGUGAUAUUUGGCUAAGAGAGGCUGUCACCGGCUACUCACAGCACUGGGAGCUGAAGACACUGGAGCAAUGGACACCACCCAAGCCAGAGGCCACUGACGUUCAGGCAGGACAUUCAAAAGGGUUUGUACUGUAUAGUUUUCCCGUGGGCCAUGUUCAGGUUUCUUCCAGGCUGCGCUUUGAGCCCUUUUUCGUUCCACGCACGGCGGUCAUGAAGGAGGGCGGCGCUGACUUGCAGAAGCUCAGCGAGGCAAUUUUCAACCAACGGCCCGGCCAAGGACUGGCCUUCGUUGUGGCCACUGGCUGUAUCCGAGACUUUCCGGUCGAACUGAGUGCAUUCCUGGGUCAGCGAGGCAUAUGUUCGUCCCAAGUUGGGUCAUUUCUGGGAGAGGACUUUGCUUUGUCGCAGACCUUGCGGCUGGAGUUCAUCAACUCAGUAAGACUCAUUGGGACAGGCGUGGUGUCCUGCCUGGCCAAGGUCUUCAAGACCAUUGUCAUCCCGACAGAAAUGGUUAAAAUCGAUCGUUUGGUGGAUGGGAUCGCGCAAAUUUGGUGGCGGCAGCAUGAGCAGCUAGCGAAGAAGGAGGGUGACGACAGUCAAGCCAAGGAUGAAGAUCCCGAGGUACAUGGAAUGGAGCUGAUGAGAAGUCUCGGCAAUUACGAUGUCUUGCAUCAGCUGAUGUUUGCAACCAUCCUUUUGCAUUGGAACUUGUAUGCUCCUUUGCCUCCUUCGCAGCGAGUGAGUGCUGAAGAGUGGCUGGAGAUUAGCGCUGGAAUCCUUCCUGAACACAUGGAGAGGAGUGAGGUGGAUCUAAAGCAGGCUUUGGAGCCGAGUGCCUCCACCUGGGCUCGUAUUGUGGUGGGAUUUCCAUCCCUGGCACUCACCGGCGCACAGAGGGUGGAGAACUAUCGCCACUUGCGCAGCAUCUUGAGCGAAAGCACAGGUCCUGGAAGCACGUGCAUGGCCAGCCCAUCACCUAGUCGUGAAGGACCCACGCCAGUACCUGUUCGAGCUCGUGCUGCACCAAUGUCUAUGGGCUUUGGUCUGGAGGAGCCAGAUGACCACUUGUACGGUUUCCACGAAUCUGCUGGGCCAGGGCCUGUGGGUGGCCGUGUAUGGCUGGCAUUGCACGGGGCUUUUCUCUUCCUGUCAGCUGGUCCAGAGCCAUGGGCCCCGUAUGCCUUCAUGCGCGUGGCUGACUUGGUGUGUUCCGCUCUCCUCUUGAGUGCGACACAAGUGCGAAGUGCAGCAGAGCGACACAAGCGAAAUCUGAGGCUCCAGGUGGUCUUCUUACUGCCAGAUGGCCGGUGGCAAGUCUUGGAGGUCCCACGGUUCCAGGUGCAGGUCUCGGAUAAGAAGCAGUUAGAACUUGUUGGCGUGGCUUUAUCUGAGCAGUGCAUCGAUGGGCCAGCAGUCGGUGAGUGGAACUCUGCAUCGCCCAUAAGUGGUAGUGAUGAUCCAUUGUGGUAUGGGAAGACGCGUAAGGAGAUUGAAUACGCCACGGAGCUGGAAAAAUCCAACGGUAAUGCCGCCAGCCGAGAAGGAGUCACCGCCUCAGCCGUCCAGUAUUGGAAAAAUGCGUUGAAAGGAGCUGAGAAGAUUCAGGAUGCGGAGACCGAGUUUCGGCUUCACUCCAAUCUGGCGCUAGCCUACAUCAAGCAGAAGAAGAUUGAGAAAUCACUGGAACACUGCGAGCAGGCUCUGAAGGAACGCCUCAAAGUGGCGGUCUCCGCCGAGCUGCGGGGCAAGGUGCACUACAGAAGGGCUGAAGCUUUUGAAGCUGCCGGUGAGGUCUCCAAAGCAAUCGCAGCCUGCAAGCUGUCGUUGGAGGUUCACCCUGAGAAUGUGGAUGUGCGCAAGAAGCUGUCAAGCUUGAAGGCACAGGAGGCUGACCAAAGAAAACGCGAGAAGGCUUUAUUUUCAGGCCUACGUGGACUCUGUGGCAGCCACUCUGACCCAAAUGCAGCUCCAGUGCCCCCACCUCCUCCGCCUCCUCCUGAAGCUGAUUCCUCUGAUGAGGAGCGAAGAUAUGGCGAGGAGGAUUCGGACGGCGAACUGACGGCAGAGCAGCAGAUGAUGCUGGACCGGGGCCUGACGGACAGAGAAGCUGCGGCGCGGCUCGUAGACAGCAUUGGAAUGGGAAGUUCCGGUGAUCUGGUGAAUCCAUCCAACAUGACGCUUGGAUUUGAGUGA
Molecule: messenger RNA, 2664 nt
Organism: Durusdinium trenchii
Lineage: Eukaryota; Dinophyceae; Suessiales; Symbiodiniaceae
Source: the annotation of a GenBank genome assembly